AUGGCAUCAAAUCUGAAUCCAAGAUAUGCAUACACAGUGGUUUAUGUUAGAGAUGUAGCCAAAUCUGUUGCAUUUUACGCCAAGGCAUUUGGUUAUCCAGUGCGCCGCUUAGAUCACUCUAACAGAUGGGGUGAGCUGGAGAGUGGGAAGACCACAAUUGCAUUUACACCCGCGCACCAACACGAGACGGAUGAUUUGAGUGGCGAGGUGCGUAUGCCACAAUCUAGCCAUGAGAGGAACCCGAUCGAGGUCUGUUUCGACUAUUCAGAUGUGGACUCUGCCUACAAGAAUGCUGUAGAGAAUGGUGCCGUACCAGUUAGUGAGCCUGAGAAGAAAGAAUGGGGACAAAAAGUUGGGUACGUUCGAGAUAUCGACGGGAUUGUGGUGAGGAUGGGGAGCUACGUGAAUCCGUCCGAAGCACAUCAUUGA
Messenger RNA from Fraxinus pennsylvanica, 429 nucleotides. The record is from the annotation of a GenBank genome assembly. Lineage: Eukaryota; Viridiplantae; Streptophyta; Magnoliopsida; Lamiales; Oleaceae.